UACCCGCUUACACUCGUACUCUUCUUGGUUGCAGAGUGGUGCGGGGUUCACUGCUAGUCAGGAGAAAAUGGGGGAGAUCACCAAUAUGAUGGAGUACCAGGCCAUCGCGAAGCAGAAGCUUCCCAAGAUGGCCUACGACUACUACGCGUCCGGGGCGGAGGACGAGUGGACUCUCAAGGAGAACCGGGAGGCUUUCUCGAGGAUCCUGUUUCGCCCUCGCAUACUGAUCGAUGUGUCCACCAUCGACAUGACCACAUCUGUUCUUGGAUUGAAGAUCUCGAUGCCCAUCAUGAUUGCCCCCACUGCAUUUCAAAAAAUGGCGCACCCAGAAGGAGAGUACGCAACGGCACGGGCAGCCGCGGCGGCAGGAACUGCAAUGACGCUGUCAUCCUGGGCUACCUCGAGCGUGGAGGAGGUGGCCUCCACUGGACCGGGAAUCCGCUUCUUCCAGCUCUACGUGUACAAGGACAGGAAGGUGGUGGAGCAGCUGGUGAGGAGAGCCGAGAAGGCCGGGUUCAAGGCCAUCGCCCUCACCGUCGACACCCCGCGCCUCGGCCGCCGUGAAGCUGACAUCAAGAACCGGUUCGUGCUGCCGCCCAACCUGACGCUCAAGAACUUCGAGGGCCUGGACCUUGGCAAGAUGGACCAGGCGGCUGAUUCCGGGCUGGCGUCGUACGUGGCCGGUCAGAUCGACCGCACCCUCAGCUGGAAGGAUGUCAAGUGGCUGCAGACCAUCACCACCAUGCCCAUCCUCGUCAAGGGAGUCAUCACCGCAGAAGAUGCUCGUCUGGCCGUCCACUCCGGCGCGGCGGGCAUCAUCGUGUCCAACCACGGCGCCCGCCAGCUCGACUACGUGCCCGCCACCAUCAGCGCCCUCGAGGAGGUGGUCACGGCUGCCCAGGGACGCAUCCCGGUCUUCCUCGACGGAGGCGUCCGCCGUGGCACCGACGUCUUCAAGGCGCUCGCCCUCGGCGCCGCCGGGGUCUUCAUCGGCCGGCCGGUGGUGUUCGCGCUGGCGGCGGAGGGCGAGGCCGGCGUGAGGAACAUUCUGCGGAUGAUCCGUGAGGAGUUCGAGCUCACCAUGGCUCUCGGCGGAUGCACCAAGCUCAGCGACAUCACCCGCCGCCACAUCUUCACCGAGGACGACCGCCUCGGACGCCCCCUGCCCAGGCUGUAAGCCAGCAUACGCACGACGGCAGCUCUCCUCGGGAUAUCUGUCAACGGCGACGGCACCAAGCUAGCUAGCUCACCAUCCAUUCACGAAAUAAUUAAUCCCAAUUCUAUAGCGCGCGGCGCCUCGUCGGUGGCCCGGGACGGUGGGUUCUAGUAGAUAAAUUUUGCGUCUUGUCAAUCAGCACGUUGGUAAUUUGACCAUAUCUUACAUGGACUACACGAUAUUGUACUCCAUCCUAUUGGAUCCACAUGUAUAUCAAUCCAGCAUGUAUUUAUAUCCUAUACUAUACAUUGUCAUCGACAAGAAGGUUUUCUUUCUACCGAUGGAAUCUUUAUCUUUACCUACUAAUAAAGGCACUAUGGUUUCUCCCCAA
This is a messenger RNA of Lolium rigidum, 1547 nucleotides long. Its product is annotated as glycolate oxidase 1. Gene Ontology annotation, molecular function: oxidoreductase activity; FMN binding. The record is from RefSeq and is a predicted model, not a curated record. Gene Ontology annotation, cellular component: peroxisome. Lineage: Eukaryota; Viridiplantae; Streptophyta; Magnoliopsida; Poales; Poaceae. The coding region runs from base 68 to 1177 and encodes 369 amino acids. The transcript is spliced from 8 exons.